AUUUUUUAACAAUUUUCUUUUUAUGAAAACCGUUACUUUUUUCUUUAGAGACCCCCGUAGAUUUCCCCCUUUUAAAAAUUCUCCACACCUUAAACUCUCCACAAGUUUAAUUUAAAGCUUUCUUAUCGAUAGUUCUACGACAAAAUCUCCAAUCAGAACAGCUGUGCGUUAGACUUGCUUCUAAUUAGCAUAGGUAAACAGGUUUCUUUCACAAACUCAUAAACUGUGUUACUUAAUAAAAAGAUUCCAAUAUUCUUAUGGCUGCAGUUAGCCAUUUAGCCAGCAAAGGCGUAUAUUUGGCACAAUUAUAUAGGCCUUUUGGGUCCAACGGCUUAAUCCGCACCAUGGCAACAAAUCCGCAGCCCUUGCUGUAUUCCUAUUGGCCCAGUUCGUGUUCGUGGAGAGUUCGCAUAGCACUGGCAAUUAAGAAGAUAGAUUAUGAAAUUAAACCCACUUCUUUGGUAAAGACAGCCAGCGAACAUGCCUAUACGGAUGAGUACAAGGAAGUAAAUCCCAUGCAAAAGGUUCCUUCGUUGAAGAUUGAUGGUCAUACGUUGUGCGACUCGGUGGCCAUAAUGCAUUAUUUGGAUGAAACACGUCCUGAGCCUGCACUCCUGCCACAGGAUCCGAUAAAAAGGGCAAAAGUUCGGGAAAUCGUGGAGUCAAUUUGCUCUGGAGUUCAGCCUCUGCAGAAUAGUGCAGUCCUCGGUCAUAUUGGCAAGGAGAAGAGUUUGGAAUGGGCCCAACAUUGGAUUUCUCGAGGAUUUCAAGGUCUGGAGAAGAUCCUCUCCCAAUCGGCUGGAAAGUUCUGUGUGGGAGAUGAGCUUACGAUGGCCGAUAUUUGCCUGGUUCCGCAGGUUCGCAAUGCCAGGAGAUACAAGGCUGACCUGAGCUCAUAUCCAACCAUAGUUCGCUUGGAUGAAUACCUUCAAAAGCUGGAUGUUUUUCAAACCACUCAUCCCAGUAAGCAGCCUGACUGCCCACCAGAAUUUGCCAAAAAAUAAUUCU
Drosophila takahashii is the source of this 1008-nucleotide messenger RNA. Its product is annotated as probable maleylacetoacetate isomerase 1. Gene Ontology annotation, molecular function: maleylacetoacetate isomerase activity; glutathione transferase activity. Gene Ontology annotation, biological process: L-phenylalanine catabolic process; glutathione metabolic process. Gene Ontology annotation, cellular component: cytoplasm; mitochondrion. Lineage: Eukaryota; Metazoa; Arthropoda; Insecta; Diptera; Drosophilidae. The record is from RefSeq and is a predicted model, not a curated record.